Messenger RNA from Moneuplotes crassus, 1250 nucleotides. Lineage: Eukaryota; Ciliophora; Spirotrichea; Euplotida; Euplotidae. The record is from the annotation of a GenBank genome assembly.
AUGAGCGAAAGUACUCGUUGGCAGUCAAACAAUAACCUCACUUUAAAUGGUACCAUUAACAACUUCAGUCAGAAUGCAGUCAAGGGCGUAACCAAAGUCAAAUAUCUUCCGCUCAAAUAAAUACAGAAGGUCUCCUGUUGCUAAAUACACCUCAAAGCUAGUUCCAAGCACUCACAGCUUCAGACUCAGCAAGAAACCCAAAAACUCCAAGGCUUCCAAGUAUUUCAAGAAUACCCAAGAUCAGCCAUUGAGCAAAGUCGAUACAAACAUUGAGCCACAUUCGCUGGCCACAGUCAUGGAGCUGAUCAAUUCUCAGAACAAAUAAGAUUGAUCUCUUGAUCACCGACAACACCCAAAUGAGGGAGAAAGUUAAGAAGGUUCAGAGAGACUUUGAGCGGAACGAAAGAAACUACAAUGGAACUAUCAAAAAAAUGCGAUUGGAUUUCGGGAUCCUCAGUAACAAACUUGAAAAUAUCUACAAAUAUCUGAAAGUUGAUUUGAACAAGAACAAAACUCCACUUAAGAACACAAGCAAUGGGCACAAGAAAUCAAGCCCCAAAUACAGCUCGAAGCUGAGCUUUCGAAGCCAAGAAAAACAUAAAGAUUAUAAGAUUCAUCCUUCAACAAGAAUCAUCAAGAAAAGGAAAUUCAGCACCAAGAAGUCAAAGUUUCUUUCAGACUCAAAGUCGUCUAAUCCAGACCAGAAUAUAAACUGCGAUAAGAUAUUUAAUCUGCAGCUGAGUCUCGAUUCUGACAAAAGUUCGAGCAAGAAAUGAGCAGGACACAGAACCAACAAACACCAAGAACGGUACUCGAGAAGAUACAUGUCUCCAAUGUGCAGCGACAACGAAAUUGAGUCACAGGUGCCGCAGAUGAAGAGUCUGGUGAUUGAUGGAUGUUCUCCGAUUUCGUACUACAACAAUGCAAUUUGAGAAUUGUGUGUUGACAAGCCAUAUCAGGAUACUCAGCAUGAACUCAUGGGCAUCAAAUCCAAUCUUACAAGCAAACUCUCGGCAAGCAAUGAAGAAGAGUCCAGCACAAGGAACAAUGAAAAUGCAAUUGCAGGCAAGUAUGCAUCUCUAAAUGCAAUGCGAAGUCAUAGAGAGAUCAUGGAGAGCACUCCCGAGGUGUUGAGUUCUGUGAACUGAGGAAGCACCCUCAACAAAAUGAAUGAUGACAUGAAUGGUCGCAUGAAGAACAAUUCGAAGAGUAGGAAGAAGUGGUUUGAUUCCUAAAAUAUAUUUAGUCAA